Aspergillus pseudotamarii is the source of this 948-nucleotide messenger RNA. RefSeq names its product HAD-like domain-containing protein. The coding region runs from base 60 to 773 and encodes 237 amino acids. The record is from RefSeq and is a predicted model, not a curated record. The transcript has a single exon. NCBI's taxonomy places the organism in Eukaryota, Fungi, Ascomycota, Eurotiomycetes, Eurotiales, Aspergillaceae.
CCAACUACUAAUAUCGUUCUAUCAUUCUUCCAAAAUCAAAAACCCCAAGACAAACCGCCAUGUCCAAACUCACCAACUACCGUCUCCUCUCCUUCGACGUCUAUGGUACCCUAAUCGACUGGGAAACUGGCGUCUGGAACGCAAUCCAACCAACCCUAACCGCAAACAACGCGCAAAUAACACGAGAAAGCUACCUCAGGCUCUACCAGAAGCUCGAGAAAGCCCAACAAACCAAAACCCCAGGCAUGCCCUACUCACAACUUCUCUCCACAAUCCACCCGCAACUUGCCUCCCGCCUGGGCCUUAACCCGCCCACCACAGAAGAAAGCAACCAAUUCGGCGAAUCAGUCGGCCAGUGGCCUGCAUUCCCGGAUACCGUGGAGGCGCUGAAGCGUCUGUCGAAACACUACAAGCUGGUCGUGCUUUCAAAUGUGGACCGGGAGUCGUUCCAGAAGACCAACGCUGGCAGCUUGCAGGGGUUUCCAUUUGAUUUGAUUAUUACGGCGCAAGAUGUGGGAUCGUAUAAGCCUGAACUGGCUAAUUUUGAACAUAUGCUGAAGGCUGUUAAGGAUCAGUUUGGGGUCGAGGCGGAACAGGUGCUGCAGACGGCGCAGAGCCAAUUCCAUGAUCAUCAUCCUGCGAAGAAGAUGGGGCUUAAGUCUUCUUGGAUUGAAAGGCCAGGAGCUUUGAUGGGGAACUUGAAGGAUACAGUUUAUGAUUGGAAGUUUGAUACACUUGGAGGUAUGGCUGAUGCUGUUGAGAGGGGGCUGUAGACUGGUUUCUUGACCUUUGAUUUCCACCAGGGUAAGCUUCUUAAUGAUAAGAUGCCGAUCCACAUGGUCAUUCCUUCUCAAGACGAGUGUAGCGAACAGAGUAAAAUAUAGUCCAUACUUUGCUAUAUAUUUCCAUAAUACGAUAUAGUACAACCGCAACGGACGCUAUCUGAAA